Messenger RNA from Cuscuta campestris, 5677 nucleotides. Lineage: Eukaryota; Viridiplantae; Streptophyta; Magnoliopsida; Solanales; Convolvulaceae. The record is from the annotation of a GenBank genome assembly.
GCCAGGCUGCGAGUGAAAGCACUCGUGCCAUCCCGCUAAUGAUAACGAGCAUGGGGACGACCUUUGCCCCGAUCACCACUGUAGGAUCGAUUGGCAUGAUCCCAAUCAUGUCGACCCCUACUCCUACGCCAACAACAACAAUGUUCCCAGGCUCGAUAACAAUGCCUGGGGGAGCAUUCACACCAUACCCGUCUAGCUUGGCUCAAUUUGUUGCUGACCCGGCAAGUGCUCAAGCUCUGCAGGGCUAUCAACAGGUGAUGGCCAUGAUGCAACAGGAAGAGGGCUUCAUGCCAUUUGCCUAUCCUGGCAUGAUGGCACCAAUUAUGCCACCCCUAGUGUCGACCCCAUCGACAUUUGUCCCUAGGAUGAUCCCUAUACGCUCGGUGAAUUUGACAGGGACCAUGAACGAAGCGGCACCUUCAAAUGUCCAUGAAGUCGACGAGGCGGAGCAAGAGGCGGCCCGCAGAAGAAAGGGUAAGGCUAUAGCCAAACCUAGCAAGACCCGAGAUUCAGCGUUCAAACGCCUAAGGGACAAAGAGGAUGGACCCCGCAAGUCUACCAAGCUACGUCUUGGUCUUGAGAUGGGCCAGACUAGCGCAAUGGAAAGACUUGGCGGGAAUCGUCCCGCCCAAUCUCGUCGGAGCGUAGCGAGAAAGCUACGUGCCCUGGAGGAAAAGGUGGAAGAAAAGGCGGGAGUGAAAAAGCACACUCUGGCCAAAUCUCCCUUUUCGGACAGGGUACAUGCACAAAAGUUAAGGCGGAAGGUCAAGCUAGACGUGGAGAAAUUCACUGGAAAGGAGGAUCCAAACCUCCACCUUGACACCUUCCAUAAUGUUGCGCAAAUGGCCGGGUGCACUGAUGCUGAGGAGUGCCUAAUCUUCUUCUCAUCCUUGAGAGGGAGACCAGUGGAAUGGUUUAAUGGCCUUCCCCAUGGCAGGAUUGGGUCCUUUGAGAAACUUGCCGAAGUUUUCCGUAAGAAGUACCAGGACAAUUGCAUCAAAAGGAAGAAGUUAACCUAUCUUAACACGGUAGGGCAGAGGGAGAAGGAGUCCUUGACUCAAUUCUUAACCCACUGGAGGGAUGAGGUUGAUAAAGUAGAAGAGAUGGAUGAUAAGACAGCCAUGUCUUUACUGAUGAAUGCCUUCCAGUCUGGUGACCUCUACACUGAAUUCUGUAGGAGGCCACCCUCCUCCUACCAGGAAGCUUACAAUACGACAUGGGAGUAUGCCGAGGCGGAGGUCCUUAACAAAAGCAAGCAGGAGCUGGAGGAAGGCUAUACCAAGGUGAAAACCGACAAGCCGAAGAAAGACGAUCAGACGGGGGGGUCCAAGCCGAGGGCCACGUAUGACGGGUCUGUCCAUCAAAUAAGGGAUGAGAAGAAAGGAGAACAACCCAAGCGGGCUUGGACAGAGAAGUGGUGUACCUACCACCAAUCCAACUCCCACAAUACGGCAGAUUGCCGAAAUGUCAAGGCUGUACUCAAGGAGAUGGCCUUGAAGGGAGAGCUUGGGGAAGGCCAUUACAAACUCCAUUGUUGGAGCCAGAAUAGAAGCGAAAGGCCUGGAAUCAACCAGGUCAGGGCCAUCAUUUCUAUGGCACACCUGUGCAUGAAAUUCUAUACUCCCAAUGGGAUCGGGGAGGAAAGAGGUGACCAAAAGAAUGCGCGGUCCUGUUACCUGGAAGCAGUCAAUAAGAUGACCCGCCAGUUCGAACAAAUUGAACUGGUCUCCAAGCAGGUAGACAAGGGUGAGGGGAAGGCUAGGAUCGAGCCGGAUGCAAACACAGAGGAGAUCCAGAUUGAUACCUCUAAUCCUGAAAGGAAGGUCAGGAUCGGGGCUGAUCUUCAAGAGGAGCUAAGGACUGAGAUUGUCCAGGUGCUGACCAGGUAUAAAUCUUUGUUUGCCUGGAGUGUUGUCGAUAUGCCCGGAAUUGACCGGUCAGUCAUUUGCCAUCGUCUCUCUUUUCUUGAGGGGUCUAGACAUGUAAGACAGAAGAAGAGAUUCUUGGCAAGUGAAAGGAGGUACUUUGUCAAGAAGGAGGUCAAGGACCUACUUGAGUUCAACAUUGAAUAUCGUCCGAGGAUGGCGAUAAAAGGGCAGGCUAUGGCUGAUUUUCUUGUGGAGAUGACGGGUCACCAGGAAGAAGAACUGGCCAGGGCCAUCACUGAGCCUUGGUGGUCCAUGUCAGUCGAUGGAGCCUCUGGACCGAAACGUUAUGGGGGAGGGGGUCUGAGAUUGGCCAAAACCCUACAAAUCACAUGCCUCAAGAUCAAGUCCGAUUCAAGCCUGGUGGUAGGCCAUAUCAAUGGCAACAUGGAGGCCAAAGGAGAGAAGAUGCAGAAGUACAUAGACUUGGCAAGGGCACUAUUGAAGGACCUAACUCAGUAUGUGAUGGAGCAAAUCCUUAGGGGGGAGAACACUAAUGCUGACUUGCUAUCAAAAUUGAUGCAAGCAGCCCCGGAGCAUGUGUCCAAACUGGUCAGGAUUGAGACGCUGGAGAAAGCCAGCAUUGAAGGGUUUUCUGUUAGCGUGAUAGAGGAAGAUGGACAGUCCAAUCCAGAUCGAGUGGAGCGAGAUGAUGUUUGGAUGGAUGAUUUGGUCAGGUAUUACAUGACCGGGCAAUUCCCUGAAGACGAGGACAUGGUAAGAAAAGUAAAGUUGAGGGCUCCAAGAUUCCAAAUGCUUGAUGGAAGGCUAUACAAAAGAGCAUUCGGCGGUCCCCUGCUAAGGUGCUUUACCAGGGCAGAGGGGGAAAGAGUAAUCGCCGAAGUUCAUGACGGUGUCUGCGCAGCCCACCAAAUGUCCAGGACACUCGCCCAAAGGAUCAUUUUGCUAGGUUAUUUUUGGCCUACAAUGAACCAAGAUUGCGAGAGAUAUGUCCAGAGGUGCAAGACCUGCCAGGUGUUCUACAAAUUUCCAGGAAGGCCUGCAACAUACUACCACCUAGUUUCCAAUGUUAUUUCGUGUGCAAGGUUUGGGAUGGACAUCAUUGGAGCCUUCCCUCAAGCACAAGGGAGAAAGAAGCCUCAAUUUCGGAAUCCAGGGUUCACCAAGUACUUGGAGGACUUUAGGAUUACUCACAACAAGCCUUCCGUGGCCUACCUGCAAGGGAAUGGACAGGUGGAAAAUGUGAACCGUACUAUAGUCGAUGGUAUCAAGAAGCGGUUGGGUGAGGCCGGAACGAACUGGUUAGAAGAGUUGCCACAUAUCAUUUGGGCAUACCAGGUCACUUCGAGAAGGGCCACAGGGGAGACACCCUUCGUCCUUACAUAUCGGUGUGAGGGAAGACUACCCAUCGAAACUAAAAUAAUGACCUUCUGGGAGAAGAUCUAUGAGGAAAAAGGGAACGAAGAGGACCAGAUGGCAGAGUUGAAUUUGUUAGAGGAGAGGCGGAUGGUCACCGAGGCUAAAAUGAUCGAAUAUCAACAAGCAGCCAAGGCCUACCAUGAUAAUAGGGUAGGGCCUCGGUACUUCCAAGUAGGUGACGAGGUCUUGAGACGAAGGGAGGCCAGCAAACAAGGAGACGGGGGAAAGCUCGCAAAGAAAUGGGAAGUCCCAUAUAGGGUCACAGCAAUACUUCGCCCUGGGACAUACAAUUUAGAAACAAUGGAAGGUCGAGAGUUGGAAAGCUGGAAUGAGAUGGGGUUUUAUGGUGGACACCACUGCCUUUUCACCAAACUUAAGCACCUGAAGCACAAGCUUUCUUGCUGGAACAAGAAUAAACUUGGUAAUAUUUUCUCCCUUGUCAAAGAGGCUGAAGAAGAAGCUAGAAUGGCAGAACAAGAAUUUGACAAUGAUCCCAACAUCACAAACAAGGAAAUACUUAACCUUAAGAAGUCCCACCUGGCUUUUGUCACCAAUUUGGAAUACACCUUUUGGAAGCAAAAGAGCAAUAUUAAAUGGCUGGCAGAUGGUGAUGUUAAUACUAAGUUCUUUCACAAUUUUGUCAAAGAGAAAAGGAGAAAGCAACAUAUCUCCUGUUUGCUCAACGACAAUGGGGAAUCGAUAAACACAACAAAUGAACUAGAGCAACUGAUCACCUCCCAUUACAACUCCCUUUUCAACAACAGUGAACCAUCAUGUGCCUCCUCAGAUUAUGAUCAAUUUAUGAGUGCUAUACCCCAUGUAUUGCUCCAGUCACACAAUGAGGAUCUUCUCAGGCUUCCCCUUGAAGUGGAGAUUAAAAAUACACUUUGGGCGAUGGAUCCUAAUUCAGCUGUUGGACCAGAUGGUUACAUUGUUUUCUUCUUUAAACACUGCUGGGACAUCAUAAAAAAGGAACUUAUCUCAGCCUGCCAAGAAGUCUGGUUGGGAACUCCAUUACCUGAUGCUGCCACUUCAUCCAACCUUGUCCUCAUUCCCAAGGUGGAUAAUCCCAGCAGUGUACAUGACUUUAGACCUAUUUGCUUGUCCACUGUGACAAUCAAACUGGCCUCAAAAUGUCUUGCAAACAGACUGUCUAAGUUAUUAACCAUCCUCAUCUCAGAAGAACAGGGUGCAUACAUGAUGGGCAAAGAUAUUAGUGAACAGAUACUUCUCAUAAAGGAAAUGGUUCACAAUCUUGAUAGAAAGGCUUGGGGUGGAAAUAUCAUUGUUAAAUUGGACUUGUCUAAGGCUUUUGACAAACUGAAGUGGAGCUUUCUAUUCGAUGUACUCUUGAGAUUUGGUUUCUCCAACAGAUUCAUCCACAUUAUUCAUAACUUGAUGAACUCUUCCAAAUACUCAUUGGUUGUUAAUGGAAAACCAUGUGUCUUCUUCAUUCAGACUAGGGGUAUUAAACAAGGGGAUCCUUUAUCUCUUCAACUCUUUAUUAUUGCAAAUGAGGCCUUCUCCAAAAACCUUAACAUGCUCAUGAAUCAUGGUGUCAUUGGAAGAUACAACUGUGGUAAUAACUCCAUUCCUAUAUCUCACUUAUCUUAUGCUGAUGACAUCAUCAUCUUUUGUAACAGCAGCUGCAGAUCACUUGUCAAUCUCAAGUUUUUCCUCAAAACUUACCAAGAAUGCUCUGGCCAGAAUAUCAACAAACAAAAAUCAAGCUUCUUUGUGGGCAAAUAUCAAAACAGUAGGAAGAUUGCAGAACUGGAAAAACGACUAGACAUGCAGCAUAAAAAACUUCCUUUCACCUAUCUUGGAAUAUCAAUGGAUAAGGGCAUCACCAGAACUCAGCAUUGUAAUCAAUUGCUCACUGCUUUUGACAGAAAGCUUGGAAGCUGGCUGUUUAAGCAACUUGAUCAAGCUGGUAGACUCAUACUGAUUAAUCAUGUCUUGAAUACUCUGCCUAUAUUCUUCUUAGGCUCCAACACCCUCCCCAAGUCAGUCCAAAACAUUCUUAAACAGAAAAUGUCCAGAUUCUGGUGGAAAAACAAGCACCAUUAGGUUAAUUGGGAGGACAUCUGUACACCAAAAGAAGAAGGUGGUUUGGGGAUCAGAGACCUUAGCUCGUUACAAGACUCUUUCAAUUUAAAACUCUAGUGGAAUUACCACAGCAACACUAGCCUUUGGGCUAAAUUUAUGCACGCAAAAUAUGAACGAGAUGGUGAAAUGGAAGCCCAUAUUAUUGACUCCCCCGUCUAGAAGCGUAUUGUUGAAAUUGAUGAGGUUGGUGUGGCGAGCACUACUGAAAAUGAGGAGGGAAUCUUGAAUUGGGAACCAACCUCUGAUAAACUCUUUAGUUUAUC